CAAGAGCCCUCUAUGGAGACUGCGCGUACCAGUACGUAGUCUAGCCGCUGAUCAGGUGGAGGCGGGCACCUACCCACAGCUACAAGCUAUCUUUGUACAGUGUACAUAGUAGGGCAUCAUCGGGACACCCAGGUUCCCCACGUGAAAAUAUGACGUGUGUUCAUGAGCUACCCGACUUGGCCUUUAUAUGAAAAUGACAAAAUCAAAUCAAAGCAAGCCCAGCUAAUGGAUGAUUUGGGGCACCUGACCGUGACUCACGUGUGGGGCUGCUCACCGCCUCCACCCCGUGAUCCGCCCUUGCUGACGACCUUAUCAGCCGUGGAACUACCCAUGACGCGGGGCUUUGCUCUCCCCUUUUGUCAUCAUCCACCUUCUUUCUACUUGCUCAACUAUUACACCAACCAUCUCAUUUGCAUCUUUGUGCAACUCAUACCAUCUACGUCUAUCUCGUUGACGUACCUAGUACCCAUAAUAAACCGACCUAGCUGUAUCCAUUAACCGAUUUGAUUCAUCAAUAUGCGCUCCAAGUUCAAGGACGAGCACCCCUUUGAGAAGCGCAAGGCAGAAGCCGAGCGUAUCCGUCAGAAAUACGCUGAUCGCAUUCCAGUAAUUUGUGAGAAAGUCGAGAAGUCGGACAUCGCCACCAUUGAUAAGAAAAAGUAUCUUGUUCCUGCAGACCUUACCGUCGGGCAGUUCGUCUAUGUUAUCCGCAAGCGCAUCAAACUGUCUCCUGAGAAGGCUAUCUUCAUCUUCGUCGACGAGGUGCUACCACCAACAGCUGCACUUAUGAGUAGUAUCUACGAAGAACACAAGGAUGAAGAUGGCUUUCUGUACAUCACAUAUUCCGGGGAAAACACCUUCGGCGAUCUUUAAGCUCUGGUCAGCCGUUCUCUUAAGCUUUGUAACUGUUCCACCGUCAGUAUGUGUUUUGUUUUGAGGCCGGAUGUGUGACCAGCCGCUCCGGUAUGAGGCAAACGAGCUGGUUAGACCUUGUGGCGAUUCUUCAUGUGUGCAGGCGUUAGUAUCAGGUGUUCCGUAUUCCCUUUAUGACCUCUUGGCAAAGACUUAUCACUUUAUGGUUUAAAUGCAAAACUACUUUUGAUGUGAUUAUCUGGUGAUACGUACUGACAGGUAGUGAUACUCUCAUCUUUAUGUCAGGCUGCGUUACGUAGCACGCUUCUUUUGCAUGCUGAUGUGGCUAGUGAAUUGAAGAUAAGUAGUGAAAGAUUCCUCGCGACAUGAUCAC
Messenger RNA from Aspergillus caelatus, 1246 nucleotides. RefSeq names its product autophagy-related protein 8. The transcript is spliced from 3 exons. Gene Ontology annotation, biological process: macroautophagy; cellular response to nitrogen starvation. Lineage: Eukaryota; Fungi; Ascomycota; Eurotiomycetes; Eurotiales; Aspergillaceae. Gene Ontology annotation, molecular function: phosphatidylethanolamine binding. The record is from RefSeq and is a predicted model, not a curated record. Gene Ontology annotation, cellular component: cytosol; fungal-type vacuole membrane; autophagosome. The coding region runs from base 517 to 873 and encodes 118 amino acids.